CUGCUGUUCCAAUUGCGUAAUGACGUAAUGACGUCAUGACGUACUGCGUCCUCCCGUCCUCGGGAGUUUGUACUCCCGAGUCGAACUAUCCAAGUAUGAACUUGCAAGUUUGCAAGUCCACACUUGACCAUACUUGUAGUGUUAGCUUAAUGCUAGUGUUAGCUUAAUGCUAGUGUAGCCUAAAGGAACCUGGAGCACUAAUAGGAUACUUUGACUUCUUGCUACAGUCGUUAUCUCUUCCUUAGACUUCAGUACAAUGAUGAAGUUAAACUGUGUUGAUCUUGACAGGUGUAUGGAGGAGUUUACUCACCUAGAACAGAAGAUUGCAGAGGUUAAUGGCAAAAACAACGCGUUGGAGAUCAUGCUGGAGGAUGCCAAUCGACUGAUGAAAUUCUAUCUGGCAAAAGAGAUGAGUCUGAUGGAGGAAAGAGACAGUCUUCUCAUCACAGUGAACAAACUGCAGCAAACUCUGGAGGAGCAGUGCAACCUCAGACUGGAGAAUGAGAAAAUGAAGAACGAUAUGGUGGCCUUGAAACAACAGAAUGAGAGAACAGCAAAGGAUGGAGAGGCUGAGCUUCAGCGGCUCGUAAGUGAAAUGAGAGCAGAAGGAGAGAGACACAAGAGGGAGCUAGAGACUGUAAGGCAGCAGUGCAGGAGGGAGGUGGAGGACGCCUGCAGGGAGGGUUUCCAUCAGCUGGAAGCUAAAGAUGCUGAAGUGAAGAACCUGCUGGAAAAGAAAGAUCUGGAUCUUGAGGAGUCAAAGAAGAGGCUGAAGGACCAGGAGAGGGAGAGGCAGAGCGAGCUCCUGAAGUUACAGAUGGAGUUUGGUGCGAAGUUAGCCAGAGUUCAGAGUACAGCUCAGUGGAGCCAACAACAGCAGCAGCAGCAGCAACACGGCUCCAACCUUCUUCCACAGAGUGUCUUCAAGAGGAAGCUGCAGUUCAUCCAGGGGGAGAAAAACAAGGAGAUUGUUGCCCUGCGUCAGAGAAUCAAAGAGCUGGAAGAGAACCAGCGUGCCGACGGCUUCAAUGACAGUCGUCUGAAGAAGAGAAGGAUCUAGUUAGUUUAGAGGCUAGCAAGUGACCUGUCAGCCCUGCAGGGUAUGAAUCUGUUGACUUUCUACAGGGGGUAGAAGUGACUGAAGUGUUUGGAAAUUUACAGAUUAGUAUUUCAGUUUCAAAGCAAAACUGAGUUGCUUAUUUACAGAUCACUUAUUUAACUGUACUGCUUCUGAGCUUCUUGCUCUGUCAUACUUGGCUUGUAAUUUCACCGCCCUGCUGCAGAAAGCCGAGGUAAACGCAGGCCAUAUUCCUGUUUUAAGGCUUUAAUCCAAUCAGACGUCUGCAUGGGAGGGAGGCAGGGGGAGCCGCUGAAGCAGACAGUUAGCUGGAAGGCCAAUCCCGUUCAGGGAAUUAUAACUGUUCAUCUCC
Messenger RNA from Anoplopoma fimbria (sablefish), 1430 nucleotides. Its product is annotated as coiled-coil domain-containing protein 152-like. Lineage: Eukaryota; Metazoa; Chordata; Actinopteri; Perciformes; Anoplopomatidae. Bases 257 to 1060 code for a protein of 267 amino acids. The record is from RefSeq and is a predicted model, not a curated record. The transcript is spliced from 8 exons.